Molecule: messenger RNA, 1047 nt
Organism: Coffea eugenioides
Lineage: Eukaryota; Viridiplantae; Streptophyta; Magnoliopsida; Gentianales; Rubiaceae
Product: allene oxide cyclase, chloroplastic-like
Exons: 2
Coding region: 133-891 (252 amino acids)
Biological process (GO): jasmonic acid biosynthetic process
Molecular function (GO): allene-oxide cyclase activity
Source: RefSeq, a predicted model, not a curated record
GCAUAAUUUAUCGGUGCAGAAUCUUCCAGCUACAUACCUUUCUAAAUCAAGGCACAUUGCCCCCUGGAUGGAUGUUUCUUGAACCUAUACUUUUGCGUAGAUCAACCCUAACCAUUAGCAUCCACUUCAUCAAUGGCAAGUACAAGCUCUCUCAAACCAGUUUCUUCCCUUAAACUAUUCAAUCUUGAAUCACUUUCCAACAUCGAAUCCCAUUAUGACAAGCUUGCGUUUAAGCUUUCAAAUCCACUUUUAACUAAAUCUGUCCAGAUCUCGACGACCCACCAAGCCUUCUCCGCCAGAAGACCCUCCAAAGAUGCCUCGACAAAAGCAUUCUUCUUCAACAUCGGCAAACCAAAGCCAGAACCAACUAAAGUUCAAGAACUAUAUGUGUAUGAGAUUAAUGAAAGGGACAGGGGCAGCCCAGCAUACUUGAGACUUAGCAAAAAGGACGCAAAUUCUCUAGGUGAUCUAGUUCCAUUCAGCAAUAAGCUCUACACAGGUGAUUUGCAGAAGAGAUUAGGCAUAACAUCAGGAUUAUGUGUGCUGAUAAAACAUGUUCCUGAGAAGAAAGGUGAUCGUUAUGAGGCUAUCUACAGCUUCUAUUUUGGUGACUACGGUCACAUUUCAGUCCAGGGGCCAUAUUUGACUUACGAGGACACACAUCUGGCUGUGACCGCUGGAUCAGGAGUAUUCGAGGGGGUGCAGGGUGUGGUGAAGCUGCAGCAGAUUGUGUUCCCAUUUAAGCUGUUCUAUACAUUUUAUUUAAAGGGAAUUAAGGAUUUGCCAGCUGAGUUGGUGGUUAAGCCAGUGGUGCCAACAGCUACUGCUGAACCAUCAGCUGCUGCUAAGGCUACUGAGCCUCAGGCAACCAUCCCUAACUUCACUGAUUGAUAGGGAGGUUGAUCCAAGGAAUUAGCCACAAUUAUUCAAGCAUUAAUUAGUUUUGCAGCAAGAGCUGUCCAAUAAAUGCUUGUACUGGUUUAUCGUUUGUACUAUUUAGAAUGGUUUUUUUCUCUCCUACCAGCAUCAUUGACCAAAUGUCUCCCA